Cicer arietinum (chickpea) is the source of this 1593-nucleotide messenger RNA. RefSeq lists its product as uncharacterized. NCBI's taxonomy places the organism in Eukaryota, Viridiplantae, Streptophyta, Magnoliopsida, Fabales, Fabaceae. The record is from RefSeq and is a predicted model, not a curated record.
AUGGGUUUUUGCGCCCAUGACGAAAAACUGCUAACCCACUUCUUUCAAGACAGUUUGACAGGAGCUUCCCUGAGUUGGUAUAUGCACCUUGAGCGAGCUCAUAUCAGCUCUUGGAAAGAUUUGGUGGAUGCCUUUUUUAAACAAUACAAAUAUAAUCUCGACAUGGCUCUUGAUAGAAUCCAGCUACAAAAUAUGACAAAACGAGACAAUGAAACAUUCAAGGAAUAUGCCCAACGAUGGAGAGAACUAGCUUCCCAGGUUGAACCCCCCCUAUCUGAAAAAGAAAUGGUGACCAUGUUCAUUAACACUCUUCAAACUCCAUUUUAUGACAAAAUGAUAGGAAGCGUUUCAUCAAAUUUUUUAGAUCUCGUCAUCAUAGGUGAAAGAGUAGAAAUGGGAUUGAAAAGUGGAAAGAUUUCUUUCGGUUAUACCAGAUUAAAUAACACAAAAAAGUUACCCACGGGUGCGAAUAAGAAAAAAGAGGAAGAAAGCCAUUUUGUGGCGUCAAACCCAACUAAUCCUUCUUUUGUGUGUCGCCCUUACGCCGCUGCAACUUCACAAAUCUCACGCACUCUAAGUCAACACUUACAAGGGAAUCAAGAUUUAUAUGAAAGUCAGGGGAAAAACUAUCGUGGGAGGAAGUUUAUACAUUUCGACCCAAUCCCUAUGACCUAUGCAGAUUUAUCACCGCAUCUGGUUAGCAAUUCUAUGGUUGCACUAUGUCCAUGGAAAACUAUAGAACCACCCUACCCGAAAGGAUAUGACUCGAACGUCGUGUGUGAUUACCACUCUGGGGCUGUAGGACACUCUACUGAAAAUUGCCUAGCUUUAAAAUUUAAGGUGCACGGUUUGCUUAAGGCUGGAUGGUUGAAUUUUAAAGAAAACGAGCCUAGCGUGAAAAAUAUUCCUCUAUCAGUCCAUGGUGGGCCAAUAGUGAAUGCAAUCGAAGAAAAUCACCAAUUAAUAAAGGAGGUCGAGAAAAUUAAGGCCCCGAUGGGACUUAUUUUCUCUGAGUUAUGUAAAUUUGGGUUAAUCCGAGGAAAUGCCGAUGGGAAAGCAAGAUGCAAUUUCCACCUCAAUGAAGAUCAUUCCAUGGAAGAAUGCAAUGAGUUCAAAAAAGAACUUCAAAAAUUGAUAAACAUAGGCACCAUUCAAAUAGGUCGUUGGGAAAAGGAUGACGGUAUGAUUGCAACCCAAUCAGAAGAAAAACUUGGCAUAACCAUCCCAAAGCCAUUGGUCAUUCAUUUCACUAAGGAGGAAAGUAUGAAUGCCCCCGAUGAUUUGAGGAUCUUAAUAGUUCAGAUACCAAGCCCUUUUUCAUAUGAAGACAACAAAGUUGUACCUUGGAACUAUAAUGUAGAGGUACAUCUAGCUAAACAGAAGAACAAAGGUGUUUCUAGCUCUAAAACCACCACUGUCACGAACAUUUCAGGAAUAGGAGGAAUGACUAGAAAUGGUCGGAUAUACUCCCCAGGAAAAUCACAAAGAGAAAUGAGAGUGAUGUUUGAGAAGGCAUACACAGAUAAAGAGGAAAAGAAAGUCGAAAAGGAGAAAGUAGAAAAUGAGAAAGAGGUUUCUAAUGAAGAAGCUUAG